UUUGUAUAUUUGUAGGUAACUCCAGCUGUUGCAUUUAUACUGGGAAUCUUCAUAAGAAGCUGAGAGAAAGAGAGGGGAAAGAGAAAGUGGCUUUCUACUUUCAAAAAUGAAACAAAAAGGAAAAAUGGCAAAGUACUGUUUUAGCUGUGCAUGGUCAUAUCCACAAAGACUUUUAGCAGGUGAACUGUUCCAAGACUGACACAAGGAUGUUUCAAACUUGCCUCUGUCUGUAGCAAAUGUUAAAAAUACCAACUCACUUGGAAGGAAAAAUAAAAAUCACAAAGGUAUAUUGAGCACAGUAGUGGUGUUUGUUGCAACAUUUAUUUCCACAAAUGAAUUUAUGAACAACAGUGAUAUUUGACUUAAAGUAUGAAGUUUCAGAAUCAAAAUAAUUUCAUUUUAAUACGUUCAUUAAUUGUGACUCUCUUCAAUGGUAAUUAGCAACACUGUUCCCAGGAUGCAAAGUUGGGAAACACUUAUUUCCAACUUAUUUUUUUCCAAGUAAAAUAUUGUCUCUCUUCAACAUGCUUUAACUUUUCAGACUCACACAGAUACGUACCAGCUCCUUCUCCCUCCAUAUCGAUACACUAAGAUAAAAGAAUACUGUAUUUUCAGCACUGAGCAGCAGUGCCAAAAUCUCCUGCCAAGAAAUGGACUGUGUGGCAUUAUUAAUUAAAUCACCCACAUUGGGAUGACUUCCACUUUUGUAACUAGAGUUAUCUUUAUGUGGUCAGAGCUGGACAUAGGCAGCAUAGUCACACAGAACAUCUUAUCUCUGUUGCUGAAUUGAAUAGCAUGGGAUGUGUGCAGAGGAACAUGGUAGGAGUAUGUAGGUUUUGUAGCCAGACAGACCUGAACUCAAAUCUUGCUCAUUUUUUAGAGCACAGGAUUUGGACUACAAAUUGAGGGUUUUAAUCCCCAUGCCACCAUUCAGCAUCUUUGACUAGUUAUUGAACCUCUUCCUCAUCUAUAAAAGGUAUAGUGUUUCUGAUUCCUUGAUGGAUUGUUACAAGGAUGAGGGAUGCUGCAUGUUAAGGACUCAGCUCAUAGUUGUGUUCAAUAAAUGGCUGUUAUUUUAUGAAGCCUACUACUGCAGAUUAUGCAAUUAUUACUAGAAUAAUGCCACCUUAUGUGGGUCUUCCCCUCUAGUCCCUUAUUGAUUGUUCUUAUUUCUCUCAAGUAUUGCCAACCAAUAAUCUCCCCUUGCUUAUAGAAGUGGUUCAAGAUCUGAUUAUAAAAUCUCACAUACUUCUAUAGCAGAUAACUAUUAACAGAUAAGGUAUUAACAGAUAAUGUUUGAAGCUAAUUUUCACCACCAACAUCCCCUAAAUAAAACCAGCUUUUAAUGUAAAUCACAUAGCAUGCUGCUUUAGAAAGGCUUGAAGGUAGUAAUUAUAAACUAUUAUUAAGCAUCCAAAAUGAAGGUCUCCUUUUGCUAAUAUCAUUCAGAUUUUCUUAUUACUACAAUUAUUAUGAAUAAAUUCUGUGAAGAGUGCUUUAAAAUAAGAGAGAAAUGGAAGACCAAAUUUGUACAUUUAAAAUCUGGCUGGAAUUGAACUUGUUAUUGUGUCUUAAAUCCUUUUUUGUGCCAAAGCAGGUAUGUAUACAUUAAUAGUAAGAUGUACAUUAUUUUUAAAGUACUUAUAACAUGUAAGAUUAUCAAUAUGUAUAGUUUUUAUUGAGAGAUCAAAGUAGGAUUAAACUUCUUGUUUUGAAAGCAGACAUUACUUUUUAAGUUCAAGUAUUGUUGAUUCUUAUUUACACAUAUUGGAUACCCUCUAUUGCUAUUUCUUUUAGAUUAUUGUGAUAACUUGUCAGUACAUUCAUCUAAUGUCUCUAUACUCUUAAUAAUGUCUAGGCAUUUGUCCUGGUAAUACACUUGGCGAAUUUAUAGUUCUUAGAUUAUAAUUACAUCUUCAAGGUGGCAGUCAACAACAUAAGUUUCUAACCAUCAACAUAUUUGGUUUGUAAGAUGAUCAAUAUGUAGUUUAAGAAGCCAUAUUAUAAUUAUCUUAAUUAAAGUAGCAAAGUUAGAAAAUACCUUUUACAUCUUCUAAAUUUAAUCCUAUGAAGAAUAAGAUCUCUGUCCUGGGAAUGAGCACUUUGUAAUUCAUAGAUCUUGGACUGGGAACCCAGUUAAUAUAAACUCUUAAAAGACCGACUUGGGAAGAUCUUUGAGGGCAUUGAGUGAGAACUUGCACCAGUUCAGUAACAACCCCUCCUCAACAUUAGAAUCUAUAUUGCUUAAAAAGUCAUUUCCACACCCUAGCUUGCCAUAUGACAAGAGAGUUAGAAGGUUGUGGGAAAUUUAUUUUUUAAAGCCCACAUAUGUUAUAUAAUAAGAUAUUUUAAGAGGUAUUUCAGUUCAAUGCUAUUUCUUUUGGACAUGGUGGCAUAUGUAAAAGGGCUAUCACAGGGAACCUAGAGGUGGGAAUAAAGAUCCAGCAAUGUGAGGUAGCUUUCAACAGUCAUACUUCUUGCUACAUCUAUGUAAACAUGUGUUUUAUGUCUAUUUUUAUGACAUAUGCAGAUAUCUUCAUGCUUAGGUUAUAUCGCUGUAGUCACCUUUAUUCAACACUUAAAUCUCAACCACAAAGAAAGAGAUGAAAUAAUGUUAGUAUAAAUUUAAAUUUUAAAACUCGACAUAUCUUGAAAAUCGAUGAUUGCACAACUUUGUGAAUAUACUAAAAUCAUUACAUUGCACAUUUUAAAAACAUGAAUUUUAUGGUAUGUGAAUUACAUCUCCAAAGAAAAAAAAAAGCAGAAUAUUCCAGGAGGAUUGUCAUUUAGCCUACCCUUUUCCUUUCAUGAACCCUAAAUCACACCAGAGGUACCUGUUUAGAAGCAGGAGGGAGAGCUUCCUGUUGAAAUUAGAGCUAAUUAGUGACUAUUGAUCUUAUAUGUGUCCAUAUUUGUAGAAUAAAAGCCAACACAGUGGGUGGUACAUUAAUUUUUAGUGAUGCCCAUUAAUUUCCAGGUAGAACAUAUGUUGUACAUUAUAUGUAUACACACAUAUAAACAUAUAUAAGUAGGUAAUACACACACAUAUAUGCACUGCCUGUGCUACCUGGUCUUGGCAUCAGUUUAUAUUUUAAACUCAGUGAACACCAUAAUGACUGCUUUAUAGCCUUUACUCUUUCUGUUUUUCUUCAUGACUAGAUUCCAAGAGACAGAAAGGAAACUUUUUUGAAAGAACAAUGUAGAAUGUUUAUUUCAAAUCUCUUUUAUCCUCCUUCUUAACUUGCACCUGACCAGGUUUGUGUAAAAUUCUUUGUCUACUCUAACAUUUUGGUUUGUAAAUUUAGUGAUUGAUUUCUAAUGAAGUGAAAUUAGGAUAAAGAUUUGGCUGUAGAAUAAGCAUGUUUUCAUUUUUAUACAGGUUCCCAGAAGACACACAUUUAUCAAUAUGUGUAGCUGUUUUAGUAUAUUUUAGAAACUAGUAACUAAGCCCUUAAUAAGCAAAGUUACCAAUUUCAGAAAUUAAAAUAUUUUCUAUCUUAAAGAGAUGAAUUGUUUCUGUUGUGAGGAAAGUUUUCUAGUGAUGGUAUCAGUUGCUGGUACUUUUUGGAGAUCUGUAGCCUUCAUCUACCUUUGGAGAACGAUAUGCUUCUCUGGUUUAAUUAAAUAACUAUUUGCACAAAUGUGAGUUAAGGCUUAAAAACACAGCUAAUUGGCCGGGCAUGGUGGCUCUUGCCUGUAAUCCCAGCACUUUGGGAGGCCGAGGUGGGUGGAUCACUUGAGGUCAGGAGUUCCAGACCAGCCUGGCCAACAUGGUGAAAUGCUGCUUCUACUAAAAAAUACAAAAAUUAGCUGGGUGUGCUGGCAAGCACCUGUAGUCCCAGCUACUCGAGAGGCUGAGGCAUGAGAAUCGCUUGAGCCUGGGAGGGGGAGGUUGCAGUGAGCCAAGAUCAUGCCACUGCACUCCAGCGUGGGCAAUAGAGCCAGACUCUGUCUCAAAAAAAAAAAAAAAAAAAAAAAGAAACGACCAGGUGCAGUGGCUCACGCCUGUAAUCCCAGCACUUUGGGAGGCAGAGGUGGGCAGAUCACAAGGUCAGGAGAUCGAGACCAUCCUGGCUAACAUGGUGAAACCCCAUCUCUACUAAAAAAUAAAUAAAUAAAAAUAUUUAAAAAAAUUAGCCAGGCGUGGUGGCGGGCACCUGUAGUCCCAGCUACUUGGGAGGCUGAGGCAGGAGAAUGGUGUGAACCCAAGAGGCGGAGUUUACAGUGAGCCAGGAUCACGCCACUGCGCUCCAGCCUGGGCGACAGAGUGAGACUCCAUCUCAAAAAAUAAAAAUAAAAAUACACACACCCACACACACACACACAGCUAGUUAAUUAAAUUCAGUGAAUCUCCAAAAGCAUAAUAAAGGUUACCUGUUCUAGAUGGGAAAAUACUAAAAGAAUCUGGAAUGCUUAAACUCUCUUGGGUUUGGGACACAGACAUUAUUAUAAAUACAUAAUUUCUAAUUGAAGUGUCUUAUGCAUGUUCAGUACAAUUAAAUUUAGAAUGUUUAACCUCAUUCUUGAGAUUAAACAAAGUAAUUUUUAAAAUCAAAAUGUAAUUUAAACAAAGAAAAUGAUUCCUCUAUGUUUCCACAGAGUUUUUUCUUGCACAUACUGGUUUUUGUAGAGCAAUUGCUCCUACAUGUAAUUUCAAAUUAAGCUAUUAUGCAUAGUAAAAAUAAUACAAAUGGAAUAUUUGAAAUAAAGCUUAAUUGUACUUUUUUGCCAUCCUUAAAUAUCUAAUGCAAUAGUUUAAUUUUCACAUUUCUUUUAAACUUGACAAAUAAAAGUUUAAAUUAGGAUACAUUUCUUACCUAUAAAAAAGAGGGAGUAGACUUUUAAAAAAAACUGUUGGACCCUUUCUUACUCAGGGGAGUCAAGAUAAGUGAAUCCAUCUUCGAAAAAUGUUUUUCUGGCUGGGUGUGGUGGCUCACACCUGUAAUCCCAGCACUUUGGGAGGCCGAGGCAGGUGGAUCACUUGAGGUCAGGAGUUCAAGACCAACCUGGCCAACAUGGUAAAACCCUGUCUCUACUAAAAAUACAAAAAUUAGCCAGGUGUGGUGGCACAUAACCUGUAGUCCCAGCUACUCAGUAGGCUGAGACAGGAAAACCUCUUGAACCUGGGAGGCAGAGGUUGCAGUGGGCAGAGAUCGUGCCACUGCACUCCUGCCUGGGUGACAGAGCAAGACUCCAUCUCAAAAAAAAAAAAAAAAAAAAAAAAAAAAAUUUCUGCCAUAGCAAAUAAACUUACAUUUUAUUAUUUUUUCAUAUCCCAAAAACUGUGUUGGCUUUUGGAAAUAUUAUGUUAUGAAAUAAUGUGCUUUUAAGGAAUAGUAAUAGACACAAGGAUGGUUUAUAUAUGCCUAUGAUAACUUAAUGAUAAACUUCAGAAGUCUUCCACUUUCUCUUUGAGCUUGGAUAAUCCAGAGAGUUCAUUGUUAUAGGAUGGUGAAGAUGUAAAACUAAAUCCUUUUGGCUUCUCAAGCAAUAUAGCUAAUAAGGAGUGGGUGAUUUCUAACAAUGCUGGUCUGCUAGAGUCCCUUAUACUUAACCCUUGGGGGAAGAAUAUGCUUUAGGAACACUAAGAAUUUCUAGUAUGUUUACUGAUGAUCUUCAGAGUUUUCAAGAAACUUUCAUUAAUUUUUAGAAAGUUUUCUUUUCUGUUUAAGUAUUACUGAGAAAAUUACCUGACACUAAUAUGUUUCUAUAUCAUCUAGAAUGCAUCUGCUUUUUGAAAAUUUGAUUUGCGUACUAGAGUAGAGCAAGGAUCUGCAGACUGUGGUUUAUAGGCCAAAUCUGGCUCACUGCCAGUUUUUGUAAACCAAGUUUUAUUGGAACACAACCACACCUGUUUAUUUAUUUAUAGUGUAUGGCUGGUUUUGUAUGACAUUGGUAGAGUUGAGAAAUUUCAACACAGACCAUGCGACUUGCAAAGCCUAAUAUAGUUACUUUCUGGCAAUUUACACUAGAAGUUUGCUGACCCCUGUGCAAGAGUAUAACCUAAGAUAGUUUUUUAAGCGCUGAAAGAAAUGCAGUCUGUUUGGCCAGCUGUCAUUUAUCACUGACAAGAUUUUGUUUUUAGUUUGACAUUUAAAAAUUUGAAAUUUUCCACUACAAAGAUAAAAUUGGAUGUGAUGAGUAAAGGAGGGAAGCACAAAACCUUCAAAUAUCCAUAUUUUCUUUCUCAGAUCUUCAUUAUGGACAACAUAGAUAUUUAAACAUUUUAUCUGUAGGCAUUUGAAAACUUGAAUAUGAUAGCUGUCAACUCUUUUAAAAGAGGUAUCCAAAAGAAAAUAUGUGAGAGUUGAGUAUGUUGUUGCUAAUAAAUUUGCACUGAGUCUUUUAGGAAAACAUUUUCUCCUGACCCUUAAAAGUCUUUAAAAACAUGUGCCAAGAAUUCAUCAUAGCAGCAGACAACACCCAAAAUAUUGAGCUAGGGUUUAUAAAGCCGCCUCCCUCCUCGUCAUUUUUUCCUUUAAAGCUUAGUUUCUUUACUUUUAAUUACCAGUUCACGUUUCUCUGGUUUCUCAUCUUGAAAUAAAUGACGUUCACAAUCCCUUGAACUGCUUCACCCAGACUUCAGCCCCCAGGUACACAUGAGAUCCAGGAUCCAUUUUUCUUUUGCAUUGCCCUGCCCAGCAAUUUCAUUCUUUUGUCUGAAAAUGAACUAUUUUGCAACAUUUCUGACCUUGUCAUAUAAGGAAGUUCCUUCCACCCAGCUUUAACAACACAGUAUCAACACCUCACAUCGUAGUUCCUUAAUAGUCCCACAUACAGCAUUUUAGUCAUUCAUGCAAACUGUAAACAGCAAUGUGGAGAGGGAGGAGUUUGAAGAUAUGAGUCUUCCUGAGUUGAGACUUGCCCACUGGCUGCCUCAAGUAUCUUUGUUCCAUUGAAUGUUUGCGGUCACAGAGAGAACUUAGAGUUAUAUGACACUCGAAGGAAAAGCAAAAGAGCAUUAAGAAGUGUCUGUUUUUGUUAUUGCCAUUUCAUAAAUAUUUUAGUAGGUGUUCAAUUUCAUUGGAUAUUCUUUUUUUUUUAAUUGUCUUUGUACCUAUGAUUGAAAACAGUAGUUGGUCUAUGACUUUUGAGGAGAGGGAGAACCGAAGAUUACAGGAGGCCAGCAUGAGGUUGGAACAAGAGAAUGAUGACCUUGCCCAUGAACUAGUAACAAGCAAAAUUGCUCUACGGAAUGACUUGGAUCAGGCAGAAGACAAGGCAGAUGUGUUGAAUAAGGAGCUCCUUUUGACCAAACAGAGGCUGGUGGAGACUGAAGAGGAGAAGAGGAAGCAAGAGGAAGAGACUGCCCAGCUAAAAGAAGUCUUCAGGAAACAGCUAGAGAAGGCAGAAUAUGAAAUAAAGAAGACUACAGCUAUCAUUGCUGAGUAUAAACAGAUCUGUUCGCAGUUGAGUACCAGGCUGGAGAAACAGCAAGCAGCCAGCAAGGAGGAGCUGGAAGUGGUAAAGGGUAAGAUGAUGGCAUGCAAACACUGCAGUGACAUUUUCAGCAAGGAGGGUGCUUUGAAACUAGCAGCCACAAGCAGAGAGGACCAGGGAAUUGAAACAGAUGAUGAGAAGGACUCACUUAAGAAGCAGCUGAGAGAGAUGGAACUGGAACUGGCACAAACCAAACUGCAGUUGGUGGAGGCCAAGUGUAAAAUUCAGGAACUUGAACAUCAGAGAGGAGCCCUUAUGAAUGAAAUCCAAGCUGCGAAAAACUCUUGGUUUAGCAAAACCCUGAACUCUAUCAAAACGGCCACGGGCACCCAGCCAUUGCAGCCAGCACCGGUCACCCAGCCACCCAAGGAGAGCACAUAGUUCCAGCCUUACCCAAGCACAAGAGCACAAUGUUCAAAGCAAUGGAAAUCUGGGAGGAUUCUUCCUGGUGUCCCUUUGAAGGAAAGUCAAGGAGGCCAGAAAACAAGCCAGAAUCUUUCAGUAGCUCUCAGUCUUUCUUGUAUGACACUUUUCAAAGGGAUGUUAUUUAAACUGACCUGUUCUAUGUUGAAUACCUAUUUUCCAGCUUCAUGGAAGGCCAUGUUCAGAUCCAUCAUAGUAUUACACAUUAUUUUGUUUGCCUGAUGUUUAGUUGGAAAUAAGUAAUUCAGAACUAAAUGCUUUUUUAUUUAGAACUAAUUAUUCAUAAUUAUUUUUAUCUUACAUAAAAAUGGAGACAUCUGUUAUUCCAAGGUUGAAGUGAUAAGAAGAUCUUUGUCACAGGAAAAAAAAAAUUGAAACCUAAACAUCUUAAGUUUUCAGGAUUUAUUCAGAUAAAGCACACUGUGGGGCCAGGCAUGACCACUCUCAGGUUUCCUCCUGAGCCUGAUUCCCAGGGGAGUGUUAAUCCUGUCCAAAGGAAAGAACCAAUCAGCGAUCAUUGGUUUACUUUCAUUUUCUGUUCAGUACAUCUGGAAAUGAAGUGCCAGGAAUAGACGGGCUGUUCAGAUUAUACGCUAGGUAAAAGGAACUGAGAUUUUAAUAAGUGUAGGUUAGGAUCAUUUGGGCUGUGGUAUUCUAACAGAUCCUUUUAAGAACUCCACAUAGGACUUGUGAGUUCCUAAGUACGCCUAAGUAUGGACACAGAUGUGACUUCUGGCAAUUAUAAAGUUAAAGGUGGAUAUUGCGCCUUACAGACUUAGGGAGCCUUUACCAGAGACGCCUAAAAAGCCCCAGGUUCAGCCAUUGUGCUGAAUAGAGUGGAAUAUAGAACCAGGGACAGAGUAUUUCAUUUAAUGUUGAUAUAUACUUGCUAAGGAAACACUAACAAUACUGUAACUUUGUUAAAGGACAUAGUAUUGAAAUGGGAAAUAGAGGUCAGGCUCACAUCACCUUAGUUUAAUGCUGGGCAACUUUUUCUGAUUUCUGUAGUUCCCUGAAAAUGUGUCCUUCGUACCCAUAAAGAGAUACAAAUGCAUUUGUAACAUUUUUGAUUGAAUAUAAAACCUUUACAGAAAUACUUAUCUCAUGGAAAGGUAAAGCUAUUGUUUAAAAAUUAGUGGAAAUAUUUUUUCAAUUAUAUUUAACAUGCCUAUAAAAAUAGUCCUUGCAGGAAAUUAUUUGAUAAGAGCAAAACUAUUUUUAUUUUAUAAACUAUUUUGGAGGCCUCUGAUCCUUUCAAACCAACCAAACUACUAUUAGAUAUGUACAAUAACAUUUGUUGAUAUUCAUCAUUGGCCUCAUUGUUGAACAUAUUAUUUGCAAAGAAUCUUAAACUCUGUAGUGCCAGAAUGAUUCUCAUCUGUGCCAUAUUUUGCAAUUAAAAGUAACACACCCUUAGAAGAAUCAAAUAAGAGCCACAUCCCAGGAGGAUGCACCAAGUUGCUCACAGUGGAUCUUUUCCUCUAAAAUGAUCUUUUAUGUUCUAAAAAGUGAAAACCCCUUUAUCUGUGUUUAUAUUCUCUACAGCCCAUAAAACUGAUGUGAUUGUUAUGUUAUACUCAUCAGAUAAUACUUUUCUUACAUAAAUCUUUCGUUGUUGUUCUGACAUCUUUCAUUACAAAAUUUAUUUUCUUAACAAAAAGGAACAUAACCCACCAUUCCAAGUGUCUGUGUUGGCUUUAACAUUCUCUACAUGGUGGUCUAGAUAAGCUAAUUUUUUUUUUUUUUUUUUUUUUGUAAAAUGUAAUAGCUAGAAAAUGUUAUCUUGGCGCUUGUUUUUGUAAAUCAUUUAGUAUAGGCUGUUAGCUUUACUGGUACUUUACGCUUUGAUUCCAAGAAGCCUUGUGCAGUUGCCUUAUCAAAUGGCCAGCUAAAUUAAAGAUGCUCUUUUGUGUUGUGAAUUUCAUAGUUCUGUACAGAGCUUGUUUCAAUUUACAAAAAUAAGUACAUUCCACAGAAUGCCUAAAGUGUGUAAUUUUCUUUAAAUAAUAGUAGGUGAGGGAGAAACAUAAUGGCUCUAGGUCAAUCCCUUAUCUAAAGACCUUGUUCAACUUCAUAGUCCCUUUCCUUUUAAAGAGAAGAAGAGAAAAAUCCCCCCGGCCAGGCAUGGUGGCUCACGUCUGUAAUCCCAGCACUUUGGGAGGCUGAGGUGGGUGGAUCACCUAAGGUCAGGAGUUUGAGACCAGCCUGGCCAACAUGGUGAAACCCUAUCUCUACUGCAAAAUACAAAAAUUAGCCGGGCUUGGUGGCGGGUGCCUGUAAUCCCAGCUACUCGGGAGGUUGAGGCAGGAGAAUCACUUGAACCCAGGAGGCAGAGGUUGCAGUGGGCCAAGAUUACGCCAUUACAUUCCAUCCAGCCUGGGCGACAAGAGCAAAAUUCCGUCUCGAAAAAUCACCAGGUACAUACCUCUCAAGUUUGAUAAGUCCAUCUUUUGAGUUUUCUUUUAGCUCUUUCAAAAGAUUACGAGGGCAAUACAUAGUUUUUUUUUUUUUAUUCUCCAGCCCCAUAUCAUACUUGGGUAUGCCUGUUGGUACCAUAAGCCUAAAUUCUCCUUCACUGCAAUGCCUUUGAGUCAGUAGCAAUAGUAAAGACUAGAAACAAAGAAAAUUCAGAAUUUGGUAUGUGAUAUGAUUGUUCAUACAAUGUUAUAAUAGCAAUAUUCCAAACAAUAUGUCCUUCAUUGUCUAUUGUUGGAAAACUCAUGAAUCCCAGCAUGAAGUAACUCCUAGUUUUAAUUUUAGUUAUUUUGAGAUAUAUUGGAGAAUUGCAUCUCUUCUCUUGAAUUUCAUUUAGAAGAGAUUAACCAGCCAAAUAUCCAGGAAAGUUUCAAAACAUUCUAGUGUUUUUCAUCCUUUGCUAGGAUGCACUCUGUACAAAACAUUCCUCUGAAAAUCUAAUAUUUGCAGUAUCUAAGAAUUGAUCAUUUCUAUUUUCAUUAAAUUCUGUGGAAAAAAUUAAAUGAAUGAAAUUCAACUUCAUAAUUCAGUUCAUCAGCUUUUAUAUCUUGAGAAUCUAAACACGUCUUUAAAUCUGAAAGAAACCAAGCUGGAUUUUGCAGUGCAUAUGUUUGCUAGCUUCCCACAUCCUGAACCAUGUCAAAAUUUGGUUUUAUUUAGUUACAUAUAAUUUAAUGCAAAGAAAUUCUCAGUUACUUAAUGUUCUGUUUAUUUAUGAGUGCCUAUCAGGAACACUAAUAGGAAUGCCAUUCAACCAGUGUCUUCUGCCCCUCUCCCAGCUGUUAAAUUAGUACUUUCUUCUUCUUUGGCUUUCUGAAAUGUCCUGAGUAAAGUAGAAAAGCAACCUUUGUAUGGAUGUGGGGAUAUUUAAUAGUAUGUAUCUUGUUUCAUUUUUUUCCUAUGGUGUAUUAAUAUUUAUUUUUAUCCAACCCCUGCUCCAUUUUCUUAAAAUAUUUUCCAGUUAAUAACUAGUUGCUUUAUUUCCUAGCUGAAGUGAGAAAACCAACAGAAAACAAUACAGAUUUGGGCAGAGGAGAUAGAGUUACAUCUUUAAAGGAGUGAGCCAGUCACCCAGGAGAAUCACAUGUAUAACUGAUGUAGGGGUUUAAGUCUUCGUACUUUCACUAAAAUCUGUCUACUAACUCUCCCACCAACCUUUGCAUCAAACACUUAGGUAGCUGCCUGAUUGGGGGGCCCCUUUAAGGGAAAAAAAAAAAAACUUUUUAAAAAUUAAAUGCCUUGGUUUUGUUUUAUCUUCUGGGAAAGAACACUUUUACUUGAUUAGCAAGAUGAUUAUAUUAUAUAAUUUGCCCUUAAAAACACUCCAAAAUACUGACUCCUUUUCUCCAAUUACAAAUGAGAGUGUGAAGAAAUUCUGUUGUAUGAUUUGAACACUAUUAGGUUUGUAUGUGUGUUUAAUUGGAAGAAUUUUAUAUAGAGUAUCUCUGCUUCUUUUGUUUACCUGGGUACCACACAACCAAAUACACAUUGAGAUUUCAAGAAAUGAUGAUGAAAGCCAGAAGGCCAGACCACAGCUCUGCAGCCUGUUUCCUACAACCAGAUAUAAAACUCUUUCUCGUCGCCAUGCUGAUAGUCACACUGAACUAGAACUGUCCCAACACAUUCUUCCUCUCUCAUAAUGGCUUCCAUUUAAUACAGGCAAAGCCCUUUACCUUAGCAAAUUCUUUAUCUUUCAAAAGUGACCAAAAUGAGGACUUCAACCUUGGCUGCACCUCAAUAGAAGAUGCUGAUCUUGAGUUGUAAUGAGAAAAGUGGGCAUAUAGGAGAUUUUAGUGACUGCAGUCAGCUGUCUGGCAUUCCUUUCUCAGUUUGCAUCCAAAAGACUACAUAUGUCAAGCUUAUCUCCACCUGAAUUUGCUGCCUGCUAUAAAAACAUUUCAUUAAUAUAUCCCAUUCUUCCUACCUCCAUCUCUGGUUUGUCAGUAGUGGUAUUCUGAAAAGCUUAAGAAAAAAGAAUCAUUGAGUACAAAGCAAACAUUUAUUUUCCUUUUUCAUUGGCAAUUAGUUAACAUGUAAAAUCUUUUCCAUUAAACUGUAUAACUUUUAAUAACUAUAUAUUAUAUAUGGGAUAAAAUAUAUGGACUGAAUUGUGAGAACAUAAAUGCAUCGAAAGACUCUGGUGUCAUGAAAGCACAAGAAUAAGGCUGGAGAUGGUCCCAGAUCCAAGAUGUCCCAAAAGCCUUUUGUAUCAGUUUCUCUAUUUUUGGUAUUUUGCAUAAUGCAUGGAUCCUUAGUUCAAAUGAGGGACAAAGUUUCUCAGUCAGCCCCACUUCCUUUCUUUCUAACUCCUACCUUUCCCUUGCAGAGGAGGUAGUAGAGAUUCUGAAUUGUCUAUUUUUAUGAAUUCCAUUAUUUUGUCCAUGGCAUCUCUAAUGAAAACAGGUUCUAGAAUAAAGGAGUUGAUUAGUCUGAACAGUACUAAUUAACUACAAAAUAAACGUUAGUGAUCAGCCUCUUCCUCUAUAAACAAUGACCAAUUAGACGUUUCCGUAAUUCCAUGUAUUAUGUAUAGUACACUCUAUAAAUGUAAAUGUAAUGCUUGUCUAAAAAGUGCAAUUUAUUGUACAUUGUCCCAACAAAUGUUUACUUUUAUAAUCGUUAUGAACUUGAAUUGGAUUAGUAUCUUGUUUUUAUGUGUGAAUGAAGCCUUGUGAAAUAAACAAAUGCAACUGAGAAGGUAACAAGGUGACUGUUUUUGUGAGCCAGUGAUGUUUUCAAUGCUUUGUGUUGCCCCUUUGGCCCCAUUAAGCAGUAAUAAACAUUUGUUCUGAAGUCCA
Gorilla gorilla gorilla (western lowland gorilla) is the source of this 13136-nucleotide messenger RNA. It is a transcript of the gene RABGAP1L, whose product is annotated as RAB GTPase activating protein 1 like. Bases 7060 to 7821 code for a protein of 253 amino acids. The transcript has 7 exons. Gene Ontology annotation, molecular function: small GTPase binding; GTPase activator activity. The record is from RefSeq and is a predicted model, not a curated record. Gene Ontology annotation, biological process: regulation of GTPase activity. NCBI's taxonomy places the organism in Eukaryota, Metazoa, Chordata, Mammalia, Primates, Hominidae.